Molecule: messenger RNA, 919 nt
Organism: Acanthoscelides obtectus
Lineage: Eukaryota; Metazoa; Arthropoda; Insecta; Coleoptera; Chrysomelidae
Source: the annotation of a GenBank genome assembly
AUGUUGUUGAGGAAAAAGGACUCCAAAUUUGCAGUGGAUGAAACAGAGUAUAAGACUCCAUGUCACCUUACUUUGCAGGUGUGGGAUAACGACACAUUUUCAAAAAAUGACUUUUUAGGCAGUUUGACAUUAGAGUUGUCUCGGCUGAAGCGUGGUGCAAAAACUUCUAAAAAGUGCAACUUAAAGCUUUUGGAUAAAAGAGCACCAGUUAUAAACUUGUUCAGGAUAAGAAGAACUAGAGGCUGGUGGGUGUUCAAAAACUACCAUCAAAAAACGGGUACUAAUAUUUGUGCUGGAAAGGUAGAAGCAGAAAUGGAAGUGGUAACACAAGAAGAAGCGUUGUUAGAUCCAGUUGGCUUGGGUAGGCGAGAGCCACAAGCCCUUCCACCGCCCAACCGUCCCGAUGCGUCAUUCCUAUGGUUCAAGAAUCCCUUAAAAUCACUGAAGCUCCUCGUGUGCCGACGUUAUAAAUGGAAGAUGAUAUGCUGUCUUUUGAUAGUGUUUGGUGUCCUUUUUCUCGCAUCAACUUUGUACUCGCUACCUGGAUACACUAUUAAGAAGAUGCUUAGUGUUUAGGACAUGUGUGUCAACGUAAUCUCGUCAGCAGUAAUAUUUGUCUCAAGCUGAAAAUACCUAGCAUACCAACAUUUACAGAGUAUUCGAAACUUGGUUCUCACCAACAGAAUCUCAGAAACGGUAAGAUCUGAGUCAGUUAAAUGAGGCCAAAGUUGCGCAUCCAGGUUUGACUUCAAAAUAAACUGCACGUUAAUAUUGCCACCUUUUUCGCUCUAUGAAGUGGUGUAAUUAGAAUCUUAAUACGAAGUUUUGUCUUGUCUCUUCAAUCAUCAACUUUAGUUGCUAUUUUAAACGCCAUAUUAAAUGUAUUAGAAUGUAGAAAUAUUAAAAAUAUAGAUUUACU